Molecule: messenger RNA, 1608 nt
Organism: Tetrapisispora phaffii CBS 4417
Lineage: Eukaryota; Fungi; Ascomycota; Saccharomycetes; Saccharomycetales; Saccharomycetaceae
Exons: 1
Coding region: 1-1608 (535 amino acids)
Source: RefSeq, a predicted model, not a curated record
AUGCAAAGAUUACCAAUUCAAUCCGACCCUGUAAAUUUCACUGAUUUUCAUAAAUCAAUGAAAGUUAAACCACGUUCAGUCGAUUACAAUAUAUUAUAUUUUGAUCUAAAAUCAAAAUGUAGAAAGAAGAAGUUUUAUGGAGAAAUUUUAUUUGAUGAUAAAAUUGAAAAGUGGGAGGAAUAUGGUAAAUAUAAGAAAGACCCAACUAAUCGUCUACUUAUCUCUUAUGAGGAUGCUCUUCGUUGGAAUAAUACAACAUCACAAGUCAACGAAUAUUUAUUAACGGCAUGCCGCUAUUCAAAUUUAUAUACCAAAAAAAAAAAUAUUAAUAGAAAUGCGUUGGAAACUAAUGAGGAAAAAUGUAAAAAGGUUGUCAUGAAUGAAUUAUUAUCGAUUCUUCCCUAUUUUGAGGAGAUUUCAAAUGAAAAGUUUACGUUGAGACUUUGGGAAGAUUUGAAAACAAUCAUUUCAAGAUAUGUCCUUAUAUUUCCUUGGGCUUUGUUAUUGACAGUUUAUAAGCUAAAAAAUGAAAUCAUUAUUAAAUGCUAUAGUAAUUGCAAAAAUUCUCCCCAAGAUAAGAAGGUUGAAUAUCAUUUUAAUCAACACCCCAUAUACGUUACCACUUUAAGCAAAAACGAGAUUUUACAUUUGCAAAGUAAUUUUAAUUUCAAAACUAACAUUGUGGAUGAGUUAGAUGAAUAUUUAAUUGACCGUAUUGAGUAUCUACAUAAAAUUUACAAUAGACUGCAUAACCUUGAUCUGAAAAAUAUAAGUUCUGAUCUGUUUUUCUUUGAUACUACUUCAUAUACCAAUGUAACUAAAACUAACACAGGUAUUGCGAAUAAUAAUGUAGCAAAUAUCAGAUUUGUCAAUGAAUAUCAAUUUGAUAAUAAAACUAAUAAAAAAGACUGUACAUAUGAUGUUGAUAUCAAAUGUUUUGAUCCCACGAAAGAAAAUGGUGAAACUAAAGAAAAUUACCAAAUGUAUUUAUAUAAAAGCCUUCUAAACCAUAAAGACCUAUAUUGGGAUGUAACAAAUGAUAACUGUUGUUCCUGGAAUAGAAAAUUACAAAUAAUUGAAGAUAAAAUAAUAAAGAACAACGCACAUUUAACCCAUGGUUUUCAUAGAAAUCAUGAUUUCUUUCAAUAUUCAGGAAUAUCGCAACAACUUCACGAAAAACAAGUUUAUAAUCUUAGAGGUAUUUAUAAUGAACUUAGAAUAAAUACUGGAUACAGUUAUAGAGAUUGUGAUUAUAUGAAACUGGAUAGGAUUGGGUUAAUGAACAUAUUUUACGAUUUGAUUCCUUGCUUUUUCCAAAAACAGUCAGACAGUAAUUUAUUGCAAUGUUGGAAACUUCUGCUCAAUGUCAUACAUACAUACGGAGUAGAGUUUCCGUGGGCUUUAUUUUUCUCUUUACUAGAGUUAAGAUCAAAGCUAAGUCACAUCAACCCAAACUUCUACCACAAUAAUAAAAAGAAAACCACGAUAAUAAAAUCCCUUCAUACAUUCACAGGUUUAUUCAGGAAAUGCCGACCCAAUAUACAUAUUAUUAUUCAAAUGACGGAUACUUUAAAGCUUUCAUUCUUUGUCAUUUGGACAAUUACUUAA